UUCUAUUUAUUUGAGAAUAUAAUAUUCUUUUAUUCUUCAACACUAUGAACCAUAAUGAAUGUCUAAUGUUCUUUCAUUCUUCUUUAUGUGCAAACAAACAUAUGAUUUAGGAUUAUGGAGAAUUCUGAGACGAAUAUCUCCAGAAUUUCUUGCAAAUUUAUCCAAGUUUUAUCUUUAUGGAAUGAUUGGUGGUUCAACAUUAUUGUUCACACGAGACAAUCGAGUGUUUGCUUAUGGAUUCAAUGGAAAUGGUCGAUUAGGUGUUGGUCACUUUCGGUUAGAUGUUUCUGGACAACCGGAAGAGAUUGAAGAACUCCGAAAUGUAAAAAUUUUUUCUGUAGCUGGAGCUGAUUUUAUAGUAGCACUUGUUGAAGAUGACAAUACUCAUAAAUGUUACUUGCUGACCUGGGGUUCAAAUAACCAUGGACAAUUGGGCAUUGGUGAUCAAGAAGAUCGAUGUCAACCAAUUCGAAUCCAUAGUAUAAACUAUAAUAUCGAUAAAGUGGAAUGCAGUCAGACUCAUGUGAUGGCCAUUGAUUGUCAAAAACAUUGCUGGUGUUGGGGCGAUAAUCGAUUCGGACAAGUGGAUGGAAACAUAACAAAUAUAUGUUAUUGUUCACCGAAAUUAAUCCGCUUUCAAGAUGAUUCAAAAAUUAUUGAUAUCGCCUGCUGUGAAACUGCAUCGUUAGCUUUGACUGAACAUAAUUUUCUUUACAUAUGGGGCAAACUUGAUAAUUGUAUUGUUUCUCGGCCACUUCGAAUCGAUUUGAUGAAUAAUAUGCGAGUUAAAAAAUUAUUGGGCAUGUCGAAAGCAUUUGCCGUACUUACUUAUGAUUGCCGGGUCAUUUUAAUACGGCAAAAAAAGGAACGUUACAACCGUAAUCUAUUCCAACAAAUGAUACAAUUUUUGACAAAAUGUCUUGACGAAUCGUUGCCUUGUUCCGUGAUUGACAUUUAUGGAUCACUAACAUAUGAUACGUGUAAUUUUAUACUGUUAACCGAAACUGGUUGUUGUUUUGUUUGGGAUAUGAUCAAAUCGAAUGCAAUUCGAACAAGCAUGACAUCAAUACCUGACGUCGCUGCUCUUCACACAUGUUAUUAUACAAAUAUUCAUGCGGAAAUUCCUCCGGAAUUGGUUACGAAUGGUUCACUAAUACUUUUGGGCACAUUUAAUAAUGAAUUUCAAUCCGACUUAUGCAUUAAAACUUAUACAUAUUCUCAUUUUGUGCGAAAAAUAUUUGUACAGCAAAGAAAACUCGAAGAACAUUCAGAAUAUCUUCGUCAGUUAUGUCUUAAUCGAAUCGAAGAUGAUAGUGAAGAGGCAUGUGGCAGAAGAUUAAUCAUUCGCCGCCACACCUAUCUGAUUGUUUAUGCUUAUGUUCGCUAUAUUUAUACUGGCAUCUUACGCAUCGAUCCGCUUUAUACAGCUGAGCUUUAUGAUUUUGCUCAUGAAUUCGAAGACAAUCAGUUGAUACAACUGAUUCCAGAAUUUUUGUAUCAUCAAACAAAUCUUUGUUCAUUUUAAAAAUAAAUUUAUUUCUGAUACUGUCAA
Dermatophagoides pteronyssinus (European house dust mite) is the source of this 1552-nucleotide messenger RNA. RefSeq names its product RCC1 and BTB domain-containing protein 1-like. NCBI's taxonomy places the organism in Eukaryota, Metazoa, Arthropoda, Arachnida, Sarcoptiformes, Pyroglyphidae. Gene Ontology annotation, molecular function: protein binding. The record is from RefSeq and is a predicted model, not a curated record.